AUGCUACAAGAGCAAAAUGACGUUUUAGGGAUUAAUGUGCAGCAAAUUGGAGGGGGAAACUCCAGACUGAGAUCAAUAUGUGAAGAGAAUCCACGUGUGAAAUAUGAUGAUUUACUAGCUGAAGUAGAUUAUAAGGUCUGUCGUCAAUCAAUUUGGCGUUUAUUACGCGAAUCGAACCUUUGGAAAUGGCUUGUUCUUCAACGUCCUGAAUUAAAGCCUGAGCAUGUGGCUAAACGACUUCAAUGGGCACUUCGCGUACGUGACUAUACCCCAGAGAAGUGGAAAAAGGUCUUUUGGUCUGAUGAAUCUACAGUAGAGCGUGGUAAAGGCUCUCGUCGCGAACAUACCUUUACGCGCCCAAAGGAUCAAAUUGCUCUACGUGAUAUCCAAGAGGUAUCUUAUAAGGGUGUUAAACAGAUGUUUUGGGCAGCAUUUUCAGGCUCUAGGCGCCAUACAGGCCUUAUUCCACUAUCAGGUGACCCUGAUUCCCCUCGUGGAGGUGUAAAUUAG
Penicillium malachiteum is the source of this 510-nucleotide messenger RNA. RefSeq lists its product as uncharacterized. Bases 1 to 510 code for a protein of 169 amino acids. The transcript is spliced from 2 exons. The record is from RefSeq and is a predicted model, not a curated record. NCBI's taxonomy places the organism in Eukaryota, Fungi, Ascomycota, Eurotiomycetes, Eurotiales, Aspergillaceae. Gene Ontology annotation, molecular function: DNA binding. Gene Ontology annotation, biological process: DNA transposition; DNA integration.